AUGGGUGGAGGAGGCGCGCGCCAGUCCCACGAUCCGUCCGCUAACAUCAGAACCCUCUGUGCGCUCCCUGAUAGCCUCACGCGCCGCUUCACCCUCCUGCGCUCCUCCACCGGCGAGGCCGUCUCCAUUGAGGACCUCCGCAACAGGUUCGCAGAGCAGCGCGCACGCGGCGCAGAGAACCAGGUCUCGGAAGAGGAAGAAGAAAUGAUCCUCGAAACCCUCGGCCGCCUCCGCGCCAAGGCGUCGACGACGAGCUCGAAUGCCUCCACGGCCGACGACUCGGGCUACCACGCCGGCCGCGAGUCGCUGCGCUCGACGAACACCUCCGCGUCCGCCCAGUCAAGUCUCACCUCGUCCCCCGUGGGCAAGCGGUAUAGCAAUAAUUUAUUCGGAUCCGGCAAGUUCAGGGACUACAGCUACAUGCGCAGCGCGACGCAGCAGCCGCCGAGGGGGGCCAGCGGCCGCAGGGCGCUCUCCUCCGUCUCCGUCUCCUCUACCGCCAGCAGCAGCAGGCACAGGCGCGGCGACAGGCCGUCCUCGCCAGAGGACAGUGUGCUCAGCUCGGACCUCUCCGGCAACGACCGUACGCCGGUCAUGUCGACCCCCCGUGCGCUCCCCGAAGGCCCCGCGCUGUUGGAGAACAGGCUCGCCAAGGCGCUGCCGCGGGACCACAUGCGCCGCGCGUCGUUGGCGCUCGAGGAGGUCAUUCGCGAGAUCGAGGAGGAGGCCGAGGUGGACACGGAUGGCGAUCGCGUAUUGAUGCCUCGCUCGCCCGUUUCGUACAGUGAUAGGCACAGUCGGAACGGAGAGUUUUCGGGCGAGGCGGACAACAAGACACACGACGCGACCGCGACGGCCGUCGCUGGCCACUAUGCAACGGGGACUGCGCUCACCUAUGACCAGCAUCAGAACAGCGAUACGACGCGCUCCUCGCCUUCACCGUACCCGCGCUCCGCCACGACGUCCCCUACGCCACGUCUCCCCGGCUAUAUUCCGGGCAUGCCGAGGCCGAUGACCCCCCGCGACAUGGGCUUCGACUCCGAUGACCAGUCGCCAUCGAAUUCGACCACCCCGCGCGCGACGUCCCCCCGCCUACCCGGCAUCGGCGCGAGCGAUCGCGCAUCCCCGGUCGUACCGUUCAACAUCGUCUCAGGCCUGUUCAGACGCGACUCCGGCGGCGGGGGAGGGCGCUUGCCACCCCGCGCGACGUCCCCCCUCGUCGCCGGCGCCAGCGCGCGGACGGCGAGCGGGGAAGACGGCUCGCGCAGCGGCGACGACUCGUACCUUGAUUUUGACCCGGUAGACUCGUCGAUCCUUGGCCGUCGCCGUCCCGCAUCGCCGCUGGCGGGCCCUGCUUAUCAGCCGAUGGCGGUCUCGGUCCCGUCGCGCCCUAGCACGCCGUCGAACGUCACGUGGAAGGCGCCCGCCAGCCCGCACAAGUCCUCGCGGCACGACGCGGGCAGCGGCUCGGGCCACAGCCGCAACGGCAGCUCUGUCAGCUUCAGCGACGAGUGGCAGGAGCGCCCCGCGUCGCGGGCGCGCUCGCGGAGCGGCAGCCAAUCUAUGUCUCCAUCCGCGUCUGCGUUCGCACCUUCGUCAUUGGGCCACGUGCGCAGCGGCAGCGCCAUGAGCACGACCGAUUCGCAUGAUGUGCCGAACGCGGGGAUCGAGCGGUCGCGGUCGCCCACGUCACUGGCUUCGCAGUCACGCUCCCUGCGCUCUCCCGCGCUGCCGGACUCGCCGCUCAUUGACGGCACGCGUCCCGCCGGCGACUCGUUCGGCAUGGCCGUGAACCGGCCGCCGUCCGCGAUGUCAGGAGUCGACCUCGGCUCGCCGGUAUCGUUCUCAAGCCGCGUGCUGCGCUCGCCGACGCCGACCCAGUUCGCCGCGCGGUCGCCGGUGUCGCCGACGUUCUCCGACGGGGAGAUGUCGCCCGGCAUCACGCCCAAAGGCCCCCAUCGCCCACCGAAGCACGCCCACUCGUCCUCCCACUUUUCUCUCAGCCAGUCUCAGCCGCUGCUGCUGUCCCCUAUCGGGAACUCGUCGCGUUCUUCGUUGGAGUCUGCGGGCUCCAGCUACCACUCUUGGGAGGGGGAUCAGAAGCAGGAUCGCACGGUCGCGCUGUUCAAUGCCCUCGAUCCGGAACAGCCAGCGUGGCACGAUCUCUCUGCGACGGACAAAUCCAGCUCGACGGCAGAGGUGGAGGGAGCAGAUGGCCAGGAUGGUAUAGAUCCCGAGGAGAUAAUCCAGCACUACGCAGGUCUCACCAAGGCCGAUUUCGCAGCGGUCCAGGAUCGGCUGGUAUUUGCGGCCAAGGUGAAGGCGGAUGCACCGGACAAUCGGGAUAGGAACAAUUCUGUGCGGAGACGGAGGCCUUCGACGUCCCAAUCGAACUAUUCCAACAAUGGUCGCGAUAGCAGGACCGCAGAUCCUACCAUCCAAUCACAAAUUCAGCCUCAGUCCGCAGCUUCCGCCCCACGUGCCGCCCCUGCUGACAGCGUCUCAAAGGCCAACGCCCUGCUGGAUUCCGUGCUGAACAGUAUCGAAUCGCCGCGUGUCCAUCCGAUCAACGUGCACGUCAGUAUCCCCAAGAGUGAGACCGCCGAGAUCGUCGUGCAUUCUCCCACAGACACCGAGGUCUCCAGCCCCACCCGUCGUAGACGUGCUCUGGCUGACGCGUUAUUUGGAGAGAUGGGGCCGAAUGGUGGCGCGGAGUCACUUGAGACUCCCAGGAACGGUGAGGCUGACAGUUUACCGUCUCCGUCGAGUCAGGAGACGCCGAAGGCUGCCGGCGGGUCUCCGGUGACCUACCAGACCAAUCUAGCCGACCCUUCUCUUGAGCCGCCUCCUUCGACCUCCGAAGUGCCCCCAUCCGACUCGAGUACGGUCGCUCCACCUUCAGAUGGCCCAGUUGUUGGGUAUGCCGACCACUCUGAGCUGGCCAAGGAAGUGCAGCGGAGGACAGAAGUGGCCAUGGCACAGCUGAGAAAGAUCCCGUCCAACUCAAAAAUGAGUGAAACUGCUUCCUCGGGACAACGCAAGCGGAUCACUCCGAAUCAGAUAUCAAGUCCGCGUCUGGUUUCGGCGUCGACAAGCGUCGACACUAUACCCCUCCGCUCGCCGUCAGCUGCCUCCGGCCACGCCCACAACAGCUCGAAGUUUGGUCAACGGAUCAAGAAAUUGAGAGGCACCCUUCGGCCGAAGCCAGUCCACCUCGGCGGUGAGGAAAUCACUCCUUUCCCGAUGGACCUCUUAUCGCCCACGUCAGCUCAGACCAUUCGCUACAAUCCGGUAUCGUUGAUCCCGCCUGGCGGUCCACCCGCAGCCGUCAGUGCCACUGAGCUGGGCCGGUUCAAAGUAUCUGUUCCCAGCCCUCCUGCGUCUGCAGGACCUGGCUUGAAGGGAUUUAUCGCCCGCUUCCGCAAGCCGCGCCCCAUGGAAGCAUCCUUCGAACAUGAUCAUCGAAAAGUGCCGCUCAGCUCGGCGGCACAGUCAGCGUCUGUGGGCCAGCUUCAGGAUAUGCACGAUCACGCUCAACCUUCUGCCCCGAGCGAUGGCAUGUUUCCGUCCUUGGGCCAGGCAAUGGCCCCGUCUUCUGCAUCACAAUCAGGGCCUUUGUCAUCUAAUCCCGCCAUGACUGCUUCUUCGACCGUCGGCGAGACCGGAAGGCCACCUUCAGACCAGGCUGCUCUGAAGCAGCUCUUCGACGCGGCCUCGAAUCUGGGCCUCGAUCAAGAAGCCCUCAAUGACCUCUUGGCGCGCUCGACAUCGGUGUCAUCGCGUUCGACGGCGGCCAAUGCUUCGAGACAUGCAUCCGCUGCAGCCAGCCAGAGGAGCGCUUGGUUGGACUCAUCGCUCCUGGACCGUGCCCGCUCUCCGGCUAUAUCAGAGGGUCGACCCAGCUUGGAGCAGUCGACUUCGCGGCAAACUCCCGAGCCGGCGAUCAGGCAACUGUCCUUCCGGAAACAAAGCGGCCGGAGGGACGAAACAGCACCGGAUCGCUCAGCCUCCAAUGCGGUACUCCGAAGGACGCUGAUAUUUCCUUCAGAGACGCGGCAGUCGAACUUUGACCUCAAUGCUUUGAUGCGUAAGAACUCCGCGAGUCGCCGGCGUCGUUCGGCCAGCGCGGCAUCCGUUCUUUCCACCCGUUCCGUUCACGAUCGUGCUCCCACCCCCCCGCCACCAAAGUCCCCAAUCAGCCAGCGUUUCUCCACAGACACCUCCCCUCCCGUUCCACAGUUGCCCGCUUCUUUUCUGUCGCGGGGCGAUAACGCUCUGGCUGUUUCUCAGCCUGCACUCCUUCCAUUAGAGAAAUCUAAUUCAGCUUAUGAUUCUCUUUACGAGAUGUACACGGGUGAAGCCAAACCGACAGUGACUAUAUCCGGCGAGCAAGUUGUGGACGGCACGAACCAGAGUUUGAACUCUGAUGCAUUGCCAAUUAUCGAACCAGGUCGUGCCGUAGAGGUCCUGGAGUUGGCCAACGGCGAAACCAUAUGGUCGAUCGUAAAUGGGUUACGGGAUGACGACGCUGAGUCAUUCUACCCUAACAGAGCGAGUUUUGUCUCGGAGUAUUCCUUCCGCGAACCGAGUUCCGAGGGGGUUCAGCUGUUUUUCAAAGAACAUGGGAGAAAAACAUCUAAGGAUAGCAAUUCCUCGUUUCUCUCUCGACGGAAGACCCAACAAGGUCCCCGGCGGCCCGAAACAAAGGUGUUCUUCAGCUCCUCCGCGCAAAUCGGCCGUCUCAUCGACAACAUCUCCCACGGCAUCGAGGCUGGAUCGUUCAACAUCGUGCCGACCCUGCCUACCACGGCCCCUUCCAUGCACUCUCAAUCGGAUGCCCACUGGACCGUCGAGGAACGACUUGAGCAUAUGCUCGGCUCUAUGGGGACAUCGUAA
Molecule: messenger RNA, 4896 nt
Organism: Heterobasidion irregulare TC 32-1
Lineage: Eukaryota; Fungi; Basidiomycota; Agaricomycetes; Russulales; Bondarzewiaceae
Exons: 6
Coding region: 1-4896 (1631 amino acids)
Source: RefSeq, a predicted model, not a curated record